AACGCAGCUCAUUUCAUUUGCACUAGUUUGCACUUUUUACACUCGAUUAACGCAUACAAGAUCUGUCAAAAUCUAUUUGUGUCUAUGUAUGUGUGGUCAUUUAAAUUAAUAUUUGACAACUAAUUGUUGGUAAACAUUGUCUACUUUUGAUAGCUUUUUCAUCGUUAUACACACUUUUUAUGAAAUUUUCUGCGAAUGGAGGGUUCAUGAUGUCUCAACACGGAGCUGCUCUGCAAACGUAUAACCAGGAACUCGUUAAAUGUUUAGAAGAGAUGAAGCUAAGGCGAGCAGAGCUUCAAUCUCAAAUAGUAUCUCAAGAAGAAGAGAAGAAUAAUUUGCAACGUGAAAUCGAGAAAAUGUCGUGUAAACUUACGCAUUUGAAUGAUAGUCUGGCAAAAAGAAUCGCUGUCAGAAAUGAAUAUGACAGAACAAUUGCUGACACUGAGACAGCAUACAUGAAGAUUUUGGAGAGUUCACAAUUAUUGCUUAAUAUGAUAAAAAAAGAAGCUGUAAGCCUGGAUCAGACUUUAGUUAAAGCUAAAAUUGAGAAACAAUAUCAAUAAUAAAAAAAUUAUUUGA
This is a messenger RNA of Formica exsecta, 579 nucleotides long. RefSeq names its product Sjoegren syndrome nuclear autoantigen 1 homolog. Lineage: Eukaryota; Metazoa; Arthropoda; Insecta; Hymenoptera; Formicidae. Bases 180 to 563 code for a protein of 127 amino acids. The transcript has 3 exons. The record is from RefSeq and is a predicted model, not a curated record. Gene Ontology annotation, cellular component: centrosome; ciliary basal body.